ACAUCUGCAAGGGCUGCUCACUUGUCUAUUGCCCUACGUGUGCGUCCUAAUAUGGGGUGGGCUAUGUGAGGGGGCCAACAGCUGGGGGAAGCAGGGACAACACAAGGGUUAACCAGACAACAUGUCAGCUGACUCUGGGGACAUUGACCUGACAUUUGUCUGUGAGGUAACUGCUCAGUCUGCUUCACCAUCCUAAGGGAGCAGUCAUGUGUUUGUCAGUCGCACUUUAUGUGGGUUUUUAUGUUUUAACGUCGGCUGCUGGUCAAACCGAGUCCGCUCCUGGAUCCUCGUACGUCGCCGCCGUGUACGAGCAUCACUUCGUCCUGAACCCGGAGCCUCGGGUUCCACUGUCCCGACCCGAGGCUCUGCGAAAUGUGGAGAAGAACCUGCAGAUUUACGAGGAGCAGAGUGAGAAGGCUGCCCGGCAGGGGGCCCAGAUCCUGGUGUUUCCAGAGGACGGCCUUCAGGGUUUCAACUUAAAUCGAUCGUCCAUCUCUGGUUACCUGGAAACCAUUCCUGACCCCCAGCAGGAGAACUGGAAUCCCUGCACAGAGCCGGGCAGACACAACAACACUGAGAUUCUCCAGAGGCUGAGCUGUAUGGCACGUCGAUACAGCCUCUACCUGGUGGCCAACAUGGCUGACCUGCAACCUUGCCCCCUGACGACCAGCCCUUCCUCCCCCUGUCCGUCUGAUGGUCAAUGGCAGUUCAACACCAAUGUGGUUUUCAGGUCUGAUGGGCAGCUGGUGGCACGCUACCAUAAACUCAACCUCUACUUUGAGGAGGCCUUUGACUCACCACCGCAGCCGGAGAUCAUAACUUUUGAAACACCUUUCGCCGGGACGUUCGGCCUCCUCACCUGCUUUGACAUCCUGUUCCAGGAACCCACAGUCACCCUGGUGGAGAGGGGUGUGCGUCAGUUUAUCUUCCCCACAGCCUGGACGAACCAGCUCCCCCUGCUGGACUCGAUCCAGUUCCAGCAGGCAUUCAGCCUGGGUGCCAACGUCACCCUGCUGGCGUCCAACAUCCGCAACGACCGUCUAAUUAUGACAGGAAGCGGUAUCUACACGCCUUUUUCUGCCACCUACCACCACGCACAGAGAGGAGAUGCAGAGGAGGGCAGGCUGCUGGUGGCCAGGGUGCCGGUGUUGGACCCACUGGGUGCAGGGCACAGUGUGACGCAAGAGGAGGGUGCAGUCAGGAAAGAGUCCACAUCAUCUGCAGAUACAGUCUCAGGAUACCAAGAAAGCUGUUUUGAUUCUUCUCAUCCUGAAAACCCCUCUGCUGUCUCUCCCUUCAUGUUGUGCGAUCCGUUUACAUUCGUCCUCCUGAAUAAGACAGAGGGCAAACUUGACGUGUGUUACGGCGAUGUCUGCUGUCACCUGCAGUACAGGCAGUCACAACAACAGGGCGGCACUAAAGAGCUCUAUGCAUUGGGGGCAUUUGCUGGCACACACACUGUGAAUGGACGCUGGGCCCUGCAGGUGUGUGCGUUGGUGCGCUGUGCAGGGUUGGAGUCCAGCUCCUGCGGACAGCAAGUGGAAGAGGCAGAGACAAAAAUGGACUUCCUGUUGGAGGGGGAGUUUGGGACCAGACAUGUGUAUCCAUCAAUAUUGGCGAGUCGUUACGUUCUGGAGCAGCCGGGGCACCUGGAGAAGACGGCAGAUGGCAGAGUGACCAUGAAGCAUUCAAACAUGACGGGAGGCCUCGUCACGGCCUGUCUGUACGGACGAAUGUACCACCUGGACAACAAAUGAACUACAGCUGCAGGGAUUCGUUGGUGAACAGAAAAUUAACCCACUGGAAUGAUUGUUAGUGAUUUCAAGGCAAAAAUGCCAAAGAUGAUCUUUGCUUCUCCAAUGUGAGAAUUUUAUGUUUUUUUAUCCCUGUUGGACAUGAUUGUAAAGUGAAUAUAUUUUAGUUUUAGACUGAUGGUUGAAGAGAUCAAGACACUUGAGGGUGUCAGCUUGAGCAAUUUUCAGCAAUUUUAGGAUACAUUUUUUAAACCAGAACGGGACCCAGUAGAGUGCAUACCCUUCAAUUCAACCAAGCGGCACCAAAUUUCACAAACCCAAAUAAAUGUUUGAUUCUUUUCACCAAGAUCUAUGACUUUAAAACAAAAGCGCCUUAUCUCAAAAUGUUAAAGAACCUGAUAGAAAACAUUUCUGCAUCUGACCCCUGAUCCAGAUCCAUACCAAACCUUUAUGGGUUAUUCCCCAACUCGUGUCAAAUUCUUCCGCAAAAUGUUGUGAUUAUAUGUUCAGUAGUUUUUAAACGUAAUCUUGUUUACAAACAAACCAAUGAACAAGGGUGAAAACAACCUCCUUGGUGGAAGUGGAGGAGAUGGAAUUCACUUAAAAAUAGAAUUUUGAAGUUGUCAUCAACACUAGUACUGACAAGUCAGCUGCUAUACUUUGGGACAAACUGCAAUAAAUCAAAAACAAAUAUCUUUA
This is a messenger RNA of Hippoglossus stenolepis (Pacific halibut), 2453 nucleotides long. RefSeq names its product biotinidase. The transcript is spliced from 6 exons. Bases 207 to 1757 code for a protein of 516 amino acids. Gene Ontology annotation, molecular function: hydrolase activity, acting on carbon-nitrogen (but not peptide) bonds, in linear amides. NCBI's taxonomy places the organism in Eukaryota, Metazoa, Chordata, Actinopteri, Pleuronectiformes, Pleuronectidae. The record is from RefSeq and is a predicted model, not a curated record.